AUGUCAAAGUAUCGUUUGAUGUACUUUGCGAUCAGAGCAAGAGCUGAACCGGCUCGUCUCCUUUUUGCGCUUUCCGGUCAACCCUAUGAGGAUCAUCGACUCAGCCGAGAUGAAUGGAAAACAAUAAAGAACACGACUCCUUUCGGUCAAGUGCCAAUCUUGUUUGUUGAUGGAAAACCCUUGGCUCAAUCUCGAGCUAUCUACCGUUAUUUGGGAAAGAAAUUCGGUUAUGGAGGGGAGAAUGAUUGGGAUGCGGCUCAAAUCGAUGCAUUGGCUGAUCAAAUCGAGGAUUAUCGAAAUCAGAUCCGACCUUUCUUCCCAAUUGCCAAUGGGGUGAUUCAAGGAGAUUUGAAUAAAUACUACACUGAGAAUGUUAUCCCAGCCACGGAUUCGUUUUUGCCAAUCGUGGAAAACAAAUAUCUCAAUGUGAACAAAUCGGGACUUCUGGUUGGCAAUAAAGUAUCUUGGGUGGAUUUAUUCUUGGCAGAAGUGGUCGAAACAUUUUCUCAAUACAACAAGAGUUAUACUGAAAAGUAUUCAAAGGUAAGUGAACACAAGCAGCGAGUUUAUUCAUUGCCGGGAAUCAAAGAAUGGGUGGAGAAACGUCCAACAAGUAUUGUA
Molecule: messenger RNA, 621 nt
Organism: Mesorhabditis belari
Lineage: Eukaryota; Metazoa; Nematoda; Chromadorea; Rhabditida; Rhabditidae
Source: the annotation of a GenBank genome assembly